Candida albicans SC5314 is the source of this 2427-nucleotide messenger RNA. It is a transcript of the gene HAK1, whose product is annotated as Hak1p. Gene Ontology annotation, biological process: potassium ion transmembrane transport. Lineage: Eukaryota; Fungi; Ascomycota; Pichiomycetes; Serinales; Debaryomycetaceae. The record is from RefSeq and is a predicted model, not a curated record. Bases 1 to 2427 code for a protein of 808 amino acids. The transcript has a single exon. Gene Ontology annotation, molecular function: potassium ion transmembrane transporter activity. Gene Ontology annotation, cellular component: membrane.
AUGGUGGAAUCAUCUGCAUCAAUUAGGAAAUCACAGGAUUCAGCUAAUGAUAAUAAUUCAGAAAUUGAUCAGACUGAAUUACGGUACUUUACUGAAGUUGAUAUCGAUGAACAACCAAGUAGCAACACUUUUGAUGAAGAAGAAGACGACGAAGAAGAUAUUUCUUCUUCUGCAAACUCAGCCAUUGAAGAAGAAAAAGGUGUUUCCAACAAACAAUCAUGGAGGAAAGUUUUAAUGCUUUGUUUUCUGUCAUUGGGGUCAAUUUAUGGUGAUCUUGGUACUUCCCCAUUAUAUGUUCUCAAUUCAAUCAAAUAUUCUUCUUACCCACCCAAUAAAGAAGACAUUUAUGGUGCUGUCUCUAUCAUUUUCUACAUUUUUACCAUUAUUGUUAUAUUCAAAUAUGUGCUAAUUGUUUUGUUUAUCGGAGUUAAUUGUAAUCAUGGUGGACAAGUUGCCAUAUUUGCCAAGAUUGCUCGACACUUGGGUAUUGGUCCUAGAGGGGUUAGCUUGCCAGGGGCACCUGAAGCUUCUGACAUGCAAUUAUUAACCAGACAAGACACCACUACAUCUUCAAUCAAAUCUACUCAAACACGAGUUGAAAAAAUAAAAGAAAACCCCAUAUUGCUUUCUUUUCUUCAGUAUUUUAUAUUAGGGGCUUGUUUCCUUGGUAGUGCCUUGGUCAUGUCAGAUGGAUUAUUGACUCCAACCACUUCUGUAUUAAGUGCAAUCGGUGGGAUUCAAGUUGCUGUUCCCUCUUUUUCUAAUGUUUUGGCAGUUUCAGAAGUUAUCCUUAUUGUUUUGUUUGUUGCCCAACAGUUUGGUGCCAGUAAACUUUCAUUUACAUUUGCCCCAAUUAUAUUUAUUUGGAUGAUUGGUUUGAUUCUUUGUGGGACUUAUAAUAUUGCCAAAUACAAUCCUGGUAUUUUUGCAGCAUUGUCACCUUAUUAUGCUAUCAAGCUUUUGAAAUCUGGUUCAAUUGAUGUUUUCUCGGGGGCAAUGUUGUCCAUCACGGGUACUGAGGCCCUCUUCAGCGAUGUUUCGGUAGUUGGUAGACUCCCCAUACAAUUGACUAUGGGAUUUUUUGUUUAUCCAGCAUUAAUGUUAUGUUAUCUUGGACAAGGUGCAUACUUACUGAGUCACCCAGAAGCAUAUUCAAAUCCAUUUUUCCUUUCAAUACCUGGUGGUCAAGGUAUAUAUUGGACCAUGUUUGUUUUGGCUACUCUUGCCACAAUUAUUGCUUCACAAGCAUUGAUAUUGCUGGUUUUUUCUAUUUCUUCACAAUUGAUAAACUUGGAUUGUUUCCCUAAAUUGAAAAUUGUGCAUCUUUCUUCUCAUCAAAGUGGCGAGGUUUACAUUCCAGUAAUGAAUUGGUUGUUAAUGAUUGGGGUGAUUUGCACUACGGCUGGGUUCAAAAACAGUAAUAAUGUCACAGCAGCUUAUGGGUUAGGAAUUUCAAUGGAUUUUCUUGUUACUUCACUGUUGAUAAUAAUUUGCUUAUUUUAUGUCUACAACGCAAACAUUAUUUGGCCAUUAUUAUUCCUAUUGAUUUUCGUUCCCUUGGAAGUUUGUAUGGUGGUUGCUAACUUGAGAAAAGUACCACAUGGUGCUUGGUUCCCACUUUUGAUGGCAGGUAUAUUCUUCUCAUUCUUGUGUCUUUGGCGUUGGGCCAGAUCCAAAAAAGUCGAUCAAGAAUACGAACAAAGAAUCAAAAUUGGUGAUUUGUUCCCAUUCUUUGCCGCAAAGUCCAUAACUGUUGAUCUUAAUCAUAAUGAGGUUUCGCCAAAUUAUUCAUUGCAAGAACAACAACAACAACAAGUCCUGCCAUAUUCUAAAGAAGAUGUUGUCACCAAAUUUGGUACCGUUCCAUUAUCUAGACAUCCCGGACUAGGAUUCAUGUAUGUCGAUUCCAUAAUGACCAAUUCGCCCAACACUUUGCCUCAACUAUAUGGAAAGUUGAUUACUUCAUUUGCAUCUAUACCUUCUGAAUUUGUGUUUGUGGGGAUUCGAGUAUUAUCUAUUCCAUAUGUGAAUUCUGAUGAAAGAAUAUUAUUGGCACCAAUGAAAAUUCCUGGUCAUUAUAAAUGUAUAUUAAGAUUUGGAUUUAUGGAAAAUGUUCAAAUUGAUAAAGAAUUAAGUUCUAAAAUAAUGGCAAGAAUUCCUGGAUUAAGUGUUUUAACUCCUGAACAAUUACAUAAUCAUCCAAUUAUUCAUUUUUUCGAAAAUGAUUUAAUUAGAUGUCAUCAAUAUCAUUCUGGUAAAAGAAAUUAUUUCAAAAAAUUUGGUCAUUUGAUAAGAAAAACUAUUAUUAAUCAUAUAUAUAGUCCCUUAUAUUCUUUGACUCAAGAUAAAGGAGGGUUUCUUUGGUAUGAUAAUGAAAAAGAGGAAAGUGAAAAGAAAUUAUUUAUUGGUGGUAUUUCUAGAAUAUAA